CAUGGAUUGUGCACGCAAAGUUCAUGCAACGUGCAUGCAACGCGCAUGCAACGUGCAUGCAACGCGUAUGCAACAUGCAAGCAUGACCAGGCGAGGGGUGCAGACGCUCCCUCUGAUACGACGCCUUGUUUUGAUUGAUGGAUGAAGGAGCCGAUUUGACUUUGAGGCGCUGUGCUCAGGGAGGCUGAGAGACCUCUGAUAAGGAGUCAGUGUGGAACGUUAUUUAGGUUUGAUGACUGGAGUAAAGUAUGUUUGAAAGUGAGUGUGUGUAUGUGUGUGUGUGUGUGUGUGUGUGUCUGUUUGUGUGUAUGUGUGUGCUGAUGGGUAAAUAUGUGCAAGGUUGUGUGUAAUAGAGAAUGUGCGUGUGUGUGUGUGUCUGUGUGUGUGUAUUUGUGUGUGUGUAUGUUUGUGUGUGUGCGUUUUGUGUGUUCCCAAAGUUCUUCACCUCCAGACCCAAAAGACAAAUCAUCAUUUAAAAACUACUGAUUAAAAAACACCACAAACCAUUAAUUUAAAUUGUAUAGGUAAUGCAGUGUAAUAUAAUGUUUUUCGCCAGCGCAUUGCGAACUUGCGCUAUGAACUUGAGAGAUGACGACAUAGAAGCAGCAAGGCAGUACACACCCUAUGACAGCUGGACGCCGGCGAGUUCAAGUAUAAAAAGUACACAGAACAACGGAAACAGAAAUCACAGCAAUAUUACAAUUUGCUGAUUCUAUUGAAAAGUUGCCACCACCUCAUAAAAUAUGUACGUAACAUUAUUUAACACUUUUAAAUAGACAAAUAUGGUGUACUGGCCUUUCUAUUUCUCACCCCUUUCUCUUCUCCAUUGCUCACCCCAUCCCUUCGUCUCUCUGCGUUAAACCCCAGCAACAAGCAGCAUUAUGAUUCAUGUUUACUGACAUCAAAACUGAAAGUCUGAGAGUCAUCCCAACAGCAGUUUGAAGCACCUUUUUUUUUUUUCAGGAUAUUAAACAGAUUUUCACGCUCUAAAACAGCAAUGUGAUGCCGGUAACUGUAGACGUGAGCCCAGUAUGAAUGCUGUGUGUCUAGCGCUGUAUACCUGCCCAGGAGAAGGACGUGAGUCCGGGCGGGCACUGUGUAGGCAUGGGGCGUGGUUUUAAUAACAUGUCAGGUGUCCGCCCAGAUUGUGCCCAAAUGGCCCAAUCUGGCCAUUUGUAGUUAAUCCGUAAGGCGUGCAAUCCGAUCAGAAUGCACGCCUUACGUGCAUUCGAAUUUGGUCUAGCACAUCAUAUCACAAUGAAAGCAGGAUCAGACCCGGAACAGGCCAUACCUGAGAGUGAAUGUCCUGGUGUGAUUGGAGGCUAAAAGUCAAAUUCAAACAACAAGUGAAACCGCCAUAAGCAUGACUGAGAUGUGAACACGGUUGCGAUGCCUCUGUCAAUGUAAUGAUCAGCAAGGAUAUAUUUUUUAUUUUUGGUUUGUUUUUACAUUUUCUUCCUCAUGUUUGUGAUCCACUCGUUAUGUCCACUACUGUAUGCUAGCUAGCAACACACUAGUCGCCAACUAACAGAUACACCCUACAAGCAAUUCCAAUGAAACACAAACUGACUUAUGACUCGCCUUCUCUCCCUAUUUCCCUUUAAAAAUCUUCUCAUUGCUCGCUACUGAGAAGAUGUGUUUGCACUUCCCCAAGUUGAGGCCUCGCAUCUGCAUUUCAAUGGGCUUGGGGGAAGCCCAUGUAAUAAACUCUUCUUUAGCUAUUGGUUUCGACUUCCCGAUCGAAAGUGGGGGAAUCAUAGAAGUCACAGUCAACGUUACCUCAACCAGAGAGAGCAAGCAUGUUUUCAGGCCUCAGUUCUCAGAAGAAGAGGGGGGGGGGGCCUGGGCAUGUGGCAUAUGGACAGAGAGCUGAGACCAGAGGAGAUGGAUGAGUUACGCGAGGCCUUCAAGGAGUUUGACAAGGACAAAGACGGCUUCAUCGGCUGUAAGGACCUGGGGAACUGCAUGCGCACCAUGGGCUACAUGCCCACCGAGAUGGAGCUCAUCGAACUGAGCCAGCAGAUCAAUAUGAACCUGGGCGGUCACGUGGACUUUGAGGACUUUGUGGAGCUGAUGGGCCCCAAGCUGCUGGCUGAGACGGCCGACAUGAUCGGAGUGAAGGAGCUCAGAGACGCCUUCAGGGAGUUCGACACAAAUGGUGACGGCCAGAUAAGCACAGCAGAGCUCAGAGAAGCCAUGAAAAAACUGUUAGGUCAACAGGUCGGCCACCGAGACCUGGAGGACAUCCUUCGGGACAUCGACCUGAACGGAGACGGACACGUUGACUUUGAAGAAUUUGUGCGGAUGAUGUCCCGGUGAGUUGGAGCCUCUAUGUAAUACAUGUUUGACACAUGUAUUAUGCGUGUUACACGUAUUACAUUUAUGAAGAAGCCUCUGGAAGAAGAAACCAGAGGAGAAAACAUAUCAAUAUACCCUGGCCUGGAACCACAACACUGAAGCACAAAUAACAGAUACAAGUAUUUUCUUUGGUUACAAGACUUAGCAGUUUAAGAGACCAAAGUUGCAUACAACAUCAAUCUUAACCAGUGAAGUCAUCCCAAUUUGACCGUCUACUGCGGUACACCAGAGGAGAGCAGUCAUCCUCAUUAAUGUUACGAGCGACACAUUCAUCCAUCCCUCUAUGACUCCUUUAUGAGAAGGCUCUCUUUGGGCCUUUCUAUAUACCAAGUACCCCAACUUUGGACUGGAGUACUCGGUUUUCCGGAGUUGACAAGUUUGGAAGUCUGGAACCACAACACUGAAGCACAAAAGGUCUGGCUGCGACGGGCAAGAGUAGCACUGCUUCAUGUGACUACCUCUACUAAACUUAUGCAUCUUAAAAGACUUUCGUACGGCAGAAUGCACUUUUAUUGAGGAGGAGAUGGAUUUAUAUUGCUGUUUGUUGUCGUUAAUCUGUGUAGACGGCAAUAUGUUGGUUUGACUUGACUAGCGGAAUAGAAAUUGCCAUUAUGUUGAGACGAUGCCAGCUCACUAGCAUAACGUUAUAGCUACACAUGGGGUACGGGAAUAGCCUUCUUUUUUUUAUGUUGUUGGAAAUAUCGUGUUUUGUGCAUUUCAUGUUCAAUUUAAUAAUCUAUAUUUUAGCGACUAUCAACCCUUUGAAAAUAAAGAGCGGGGCUGUUUAAGAUAUUUAAUGUAGCACUGAUGCGCAACGUGUUAUUGUCAUUCCUACUGUGAUAUUCAUGUCAUUUUUGACAGAUCUUCUUUGUGCGUAUGAUUCCUUAAAGCCAUGUAUGUAUGUAUGUGUAUUGCUCUCUGUUUCGCUGGUUUUGUCACUGCAUGAAAGGUGAAAAGGUAUUUUUAUGUUUGUCUCUAUUGAACUGUGAUGGAUGAUGAGUAAUGUUACAUGAAACCUGAGAUAGGCAAUUAUUUGUGCGAAGGACAUAUUAUGAACAUAUUUUUGAGCAAAAAAAGAGGGUUCUGUUAAGUGUACUAUAUUUUGCUGUAAGUGUAAGCAUCUUAUGGAAAAUAGUGCUAGAAUCGCACAUACAAAGCUCCGACAUUGCCAUGUUCAUUAAUUUAUUUCUCCUUUGGAUAAUUGUUAAUAGCCAGCUUUGAGAGCAAGUAGCAAGUCUUCAGCUUCCUUUAGGCAUCUGUCCAAAAUAUAUCGUCUUUACUACUCAUGAAAUGUUAGUCUAUUGAAUUCAAUAGAAAAGGUCAGAUGUCAAGGGAACCUUUUACCAAAGGGAGAUGGUCCUCUCUGGUGAAUCUACUUUAAUUUCUUGAAACUAUGCAUGCAAGAGACAACUUCAAAUUGUGACGAUUCGAAACAAUAUGAAAAUAAAGAUUUUUAUUUGAACCAA
Molecule: messenger RNA, 3824 nt
Organism: Gadus morhua (Atlantic cod)
Lineage: Eukaryota; Metazoa; Chordata; Actinopteri; Gadiformes; Gadidae
Gene: cabp1b
Product: calcium binding protein 1b
Exons: 7
Coding region: 1849-2319 (156 amino acids)
Cellular component (GO): cytoplasm
Molecular function (GO): calcium ion binding; calcium channel regulator activity
Source: RefSeq, a predicted model, not a curated record